Molecule: messenger RNA, 1204 nt
Organism: Truncatella angustata
Lineage: Eukaryota; Fungi; Ascomycota; Sordariomycetes; Amphisphaeriales; Sporocadaceae
Exons: 1
Coding region: 220-1197 (325 amino acids)
Molecular function (GO): acetyltransferase activity
Source: RefSeq, a predicted model, not a curated record
CACGUAGGUAGAUACCGGACCGGAGACUAUCGGCCGCCGCCUCUGAGUCAACAUGCAGAGGAUGCAUUAAUCUGUCAGGGGUGCGAACAAGAUCUCGGUAGCAUCCAUUUAAUAUAAGUAAGUCGUCUAGGUAUUUUAACCCUGUUUGAAAGAGGCAAGAAGAUUGUCAAGUCUAUAUGAGUUAUCACCUGAGAGCCAUAUAAGAAAAUAGCCGCUACGAUGUCAACCCUCACAGUUCCACCACCUCCUACCUCCUCCUUGUCACCAGACCAGAUCUCCCAGUUUCUGACAUACAUCAAGAUUCCGCAACAUCUACACCAUGCACCGCCGACACUGUCCCUGCUCAAAACCCUGCACACACACAUGCUGACAACAUGCCCCUAUGAGAACCUCUCCAUACACUACAAUCCAUCCCAUAAUAUCAGCCUCGACCCGCAAGCUGUCUUCCACAAGAUCGUGGUCGAGGCCCGUGGUCGUGGCGGUUACUGCAUGGAAUUAGCCAUUUUAUACAACAACCUGCUCCGCGGUCUCGGCUUCGACGCCUACACAGCCGGAGUGCGGACGCGUCCGCGCAUAGACGGCGUGCCCAGCCGUGAUUUCCCAGGCUGGUGCCACAUCGUGAGCAUUGUCUCUCUCCCAACUGGCGAGCGAUACCACGUCGACGUGGCGUUCGGCGGCGAUGGACCGACCGCGCCCUUGCCCCUUGUGCCUGGCACCGUUCAUCAGAACUUGGGCACACAGGAGGUGCGACUGAUCCGCGAUUGGGCCCCUACUCAGCACCACCGCACCGAGGAGUCCAAGAUGUGGAUCUACCAGUAUCGCAACGGUGUCAACAGGGAGUGGAACUCGUACUAUGGAUUUACAGAGACCGAAUUUAUGGAUGCGGACUGGGGUGUGAUCAACUACUGGACAAGUACAAACCCCGAUUGCCACCAGACAAGGACAGUCCUGAUUGUUAGGUUCCUUGGGCGAGUCAAGGAAACAAGCAACGGUAGUGACUGGGAAAUAUAUGGGAAACGGAUGCUGGUCAACGGCGUAGUGAAAGAGAACCUUGGGGGAAAGACACAAACUCUUUUGGAGUGUCGUACCGAAGCAGAACGCGUACUGGCCCUAGAUGCGCAUUUCGGCAUCAUGCUAAGGGAAGAAGAAGCAUUGAGCAUCAGAGGGCGGGGGACUGAUCUAGACUUGGUUACAUGAGGUAUUU